AAUCAAAAAGAUCGUUAGAGAAAGUUCAAAUUUCUCUACUUUGUUAUACGCCCUUAAUGUGCUCGAAUGUCAAUCUAAGGAGAUUGACUGGAUGGACUGAUGGAGUUUAGAAUCCUCGAAAGUAUCUCUCGUAUCCAACCACUGAAAUGGGUAAGGCUAUGCCCUCUUCAAUUCAAUCAUGUUACUUCCCCCCGCUAACCCCUUUCCCGCUCCAUUGUAACAACCACCUUCCCAUUCUCUCUCCUCCGCCUCUCAUGGCGGCGGCAAACUUCGCAACCUCACUUCACCACUACCACAACCAUCACCGCUCAGUCCCAUACUUGCAGUUCCGGUCCCAAAUGUUGCAUCACCGGCAACCUAGAAUCUCCACAAUUCCACUGUCGCGCUCCUUCUCUCCCCAUCGCCGUCGCCGACGCCGCUCUACUCGCCGGAACCCUAACAAGCGGAACGAUUCCUCUCAAUCUUCAUCUUCUGAUUCUGGAAAGCUCCAAUUCGUACUUGAUGUUGAUCAACUGAAAACCAAAACACCACUAUCUCUCCAAAGAGCUCUUAGUUUGUGUGAGUCUAAGUUUCAUGAGUUUGUAUCUUCUGGAACUGAUGCUUACAAUGACCUACGAAGUCUCGUAAUCGUCGAACCGGGGAGUAAUCGAAUCGUUGUGUCGUGCUCGGAUUCGACGGUUCGUUUUAUGGGGAGUCUUAUGCUUUGGAGUUGUCUUGGUGUUGUUUUUAUUAGGAUUUUGAUUAAUUUAGGGUUAGGGUUGCGGCGGAGGAGUGGGGAGAUUACGGUGGCGGUUGUUAAGAGGCGAGAUAGGAGUUUGGGUGGGAGAGAAGUGGUGGUUGAGAAGAGAGUUGUGGAGGGGGCAGAGAGAAAGAGUGAUCUUGGGAUGAAUGAAAGGGAUUCGGGGGUAAUAUCCAGGAAUUCGAUACGAAAGGAGCAGCAGCAGCGGAAGUUGCCGAAUUGGUGGCCGGUUAUUGGUCCAAGACCUGUUGUGGAAGUGUUGAGGGAGGACUAUCGGACUGCUGCCAACAAACUCGUUCAAGCAAUCAUGGAUGAUAAACUGAGAGGAAAGGACGUCUCAGAGGAAGAUAUACUUGAAUUGCAUAGGAUUUGUAGGGUAUCUGGAGUACAACUCUCCUUUGGAACGGAGAAUGCCCGAGACUCAUUUUAUCGUUUAGCUGUACACAAUGUCAUAAACACUUGUUGUAGGGCUGGGAAUCCUUCAGUUCAAAUUGAUGGUGAGGAUGCUCGUCUGUUUGUAGCUGGGUUGGCUUAUGAUGUAGGUCUCUCUAAUUCUCGAGCUGCAACGAUCGUUUCUGCUGCUGUUGCUGCUCAAACACGCCUAUGGUUUUUACAGGCUUGGGCUUUGGAGAUGCAAGCGAAAAACUCAGAAGCAAUGGAGGAGUUAAAGAAGAUAUGUUUAAUUCACCAGAUAUUUCCACCUGAACCUUCCUCUGCAGAAAUGGAGAUGGUUGCUCGGGGUCUACAGCAACACUUGAAACCAGAGCACCGAGAACUUCUACUGACUAAACUCGUCAGUGUUUGUGGUGAAGAGAGUCCAAGAAGUGCUGCAGAGGCCCUUGGUCUGGUGUGAUACACUUAUUUGCCUCUUUCAAGUGAAUAUUCGUUGAAAUCGUUUGCAUGAAAGCUGAGAGGUAGAAGAUUUUUGGUUUUCUUGUGCUAGUAUUAGUUUUUUCAGUUGUAGAAUUUUCAAAGACUAUAAAAUCACCAAUAUCAAGUUUUUUUUUUGUUUUGGCAAGUAAUAUCAAAUAAAUUAUUAAUUUAUAUUGUUAUGAAAUGUAUUCAAUUCAUUCAUUAUUACUUAAACAAAGUAUUCAUGGUUUUUACUAAUUAAGUUAUCUCAUUGGUUUUCUUUGUA
Messenger RNA from Spinacia oleracea (spinach), 1877 nucleotides. RefSeq lists its product as uncharacterized. The transcript has 6 exons. The record is from RefSeq and is a predicted model, not a curated record. Bases 147 to 1592 code for a protein of 481 amino acids. NCBI's taxonomy places the organism in Eukaryota, Viridiplantae, Streptophyta, Magnoliopsida, Caryophyllales, Amaranthaceae.